Messenger RNA from Drosophila navojoa, 3337 nucleotides. It is a transcript of the gene Rev1, whose product is annotated as Rev1 DNA directed polymerase. NCBI's taxonomy places the organism in Eukaryota, Metazoa, Arthropoda, Insecta, Diptera, Drosophilidae. The record is from RefSeq and is a predicted model, not a curated record. Gene Ontology annotation, cellular component: nucleus. Gene Ontology annotation, molecular function: deoxycytidyl transferase activity; damaged DNA binding; DNA-directed DNA polymerase activity. Gene Ontology annotation, biological process: error-prone translesion synthesis; error-free translesion synthesis.
CAGGUUGAAUCUGAUUCUAAAGGAAUUUAAAUUGUUGGCUUAUUGAUAUUGGCAACGAGCAGCGAUGGCACGCGAUGAAGACAAUGGAUUUGCUGACUGGGGCGGCUACUUUGAAGCAAAAAAAGCAAAGCUUGAGGAGCAAUUCACGGCAGCCAGCGCUCCAUUUCGCAAGUCUAAUCUUUUUAAUGGCAUUUCAAUAUUUGUAAAUGGGAAAGUCAGUCCAUCAGCUGAUGAGCUCAAGCGCAUUAUGAUGGUAUAUGGUGGGACAUUUCAUCACUAUAAAAAAUCGGAGACGAGUUUUGUCAUAGCGUCUAAUUUACCGGAUGUUAAAGUUCGUGAAAUGGACACCAACCGAAUAAUAAGGGCCCAAUGGGUCGUCGAUUGUGUUGAACAGAUGCGCAUUUUGGACUAUAAGCCGUACCUGUUGUAUACCAAUCAGAAAACAACACAACCGUGCCUAAAUUUUUUCAAAGGGAUGAACAAUGAUUCCAAUGUGUCGGAGGAAGCGGGAUCAUUGGAGAAUACACUUGGUGGCAAACUCAAAGAGCUACAGCAGGUUGUGUCUGUCACUUCGCCAGACAAAAAAUCAAUUACGAAUGCAAAUGUGUCCACUACAACAAAUACUACCAGCAACAGUGCUCGUACUGCCGUCGAUCCGGCAUUCCUGGGCGAGUUCUAUAAAAACUCGCGUUUGCAUCAUAUUGCGACGCUUGGCUCCGGUUUCAAGCAAUAUAUCUGCGAACUGCGACAGGCCCAUGGCAACAAACCGUUCGCUAAACGGGACGAACUGCGUAAACAACUAAGUGAAAAUCAGCAAAUCAUUCCUCAACCGAAAACACCCAAGCGUUAUGUGAUGCACAUUGAUAUGGAUUGUUUUUUCGUGUCUGUGGGAUUGCGCAAACAUCCAGAGCUGCGAGGCAAGCCGAUCGCUGUAACACACUCCAAAGGCGGCAGUGCAGCUACAGAUGUACCUGUUCAUCCUCAAGCAGAUCGCAAGGUGGAACAGGAUCUGUUUGCCCAACGUUUCGAGCAUCGGCAGCACGACAGCGUUCGUGCGGACAAGGUGCGCUAUGGCUUUGAUAAGAAGAUGUCGCUAUCGGAAAUCGCAUCCUGCAGCUACGAGGCGCGCGAAAAGGGCAUCAAGAAUGGCAUGUUUGUUGGUCAGGCACUCAAGCUGUGCCCCGACCUGAAAACCAUUCCCUACGACUUUGAGGGCUAUCGUGAGGUCGCCUUCGCCCUGUAUAAUACUGUAGCCCAGUACACGCUGAACAUCGAAGCUGUUAGCUGUGAUGAAAUGUUUGUUGACCUCACAGACUUGCUGCAGGAACUGCAAGUCGAUGUUAUGACUUUUGUUACAUAUCUACGCGAGGAAGUGCGCAAAAUAACUGGCUGCCCUUGCUCUGCGGGCGUGGGCGAGAAUAAACUUUUAGCUCGCAUGGCUACCAAGUUGGCCAAGCCGAAUGGAGAGCAUCUGCUAGAUCCUGAUGAUGCUGCCGAGUAUAUGGCCAGCUUUGUACUGGACACUUUGCCCGGUGUGGGUAACAGCAUGACCUACAAACUCAAUCAGGCGGGCUUUAAGACUUGCGGCGAUGUUCAAUUGAGUUCACUGGCGCGUCUAGAAAUGCUGCUGGGCAAAAAGAUGGCACUAACAUUGCACCAGAACUGUCACGGCAUUGAUCAUCGUCCCUUAGUCUACGAACAACAACGCAAGUCUGUGUCGGCUGAGGUCAACUAUGGCAUACGUUUUACCAAGUUCGAGGAGCUAGAGAAAUUUUUGCAACAGCUAAGCGUCGAGGUGCACAAUCGUUUGAUGGAGAUCAAGCGUAAAGCUAAAUCGAUUACGUUGAAGCUGAUGGUGCGCGCUGCCGAGGCGCCUGUUGAAACAUCCAAGUUUAUGGGACAUGGCGUCUGCGAUAAUCAGACAAAAUCUUAUCUGCUCAAGGAAAGCACUAACGAUGUAGAUGUUAUUACCUUCCACGUGCUAAAGCUUAUGAAGGAGUCCGGCAUUCCACCACAAGAACUGCGUGGAAUUGGCAUUCAUUUAAACAGACUGGAGGAUGCUACCGAAAUAAAAAAGGAGAAUGUCAUCAAGAACAUGUUUUCUAAGUUAUCUGAAAAGAAACAGGAAAAAUUGCCUAACGUAUCAGAAUCAAGUACGGCUCCAGUGGUGAAUAAAGAGAAGCCGAUCGGUGUGAAUGUUCUCAACAUGUUAAAGAAUGCUGCAACAAACAAGAACUCAAAUGAUUCUAUCGAAUUACCAAAAACUCGUAAUGAAAGCGUAAAAAUUGUGCAAAAAAAUGCAGAAACACGUAAGCAGACAGUAGAUAAAAAACCAAAGCCACCCGAAGUAAAUGUCUUAAGCAUGCUGAAGAGUGCCGCUACAUCGAAGAAGUCAACGGGCUUUCAGACCGUUCCUAUAGGAGAGUCAAUAAUAUCCAAUGGUGGUGCUGUGCCAGCAGUUUCGCAGUUCGAUGCAGAUGUUCUGGCUCAGCUGCCGGAAGAGAUACGGCGUGACAUACUCUGUUAUCCGGAGGAAUAUUUGCGUAUGUCCACGGGAGAGAUGCGUGACGCAAAGGGCGACCAAAUCGACAAGCAUAAGCAACGGACCAAUAAGAAAAGGAAAUCACGCUCACACUCGAGCUCACGCACACCAUCGCCUCCACCGUGGCCGUCCUCGAUGCGUACUGCACGCUCCAAUGCAAGUUUAUUAAAUGAAAGCGAUUUAAGGCCUUCAACUUCAAGUGCGGCGCUGGCCAAGCAGAAGGCGCGCGCUUGUCGUGCUGACCAAAUUGUGGCUGAUUACGUACAGGAGCUGCCGCAGCAUAUGCAUCCCGCCAUCAUGCAGUUCCUUGCAUCCAAUAAUACACUACUGAAAGCUCCACCCACCCCGCCUGCUACUGCAAAAGCGGAAUCUGCGAACGAGUUGAAUGUAUUUUUACAUCCCGAUUAUAAAAGUAUGCUAGCCACCUGGGUGUCUUCGGAGGAGGUGCCCAAAUCUGCUGAUGUUGACCUUAUGUACAUCAACAUUAGUUCUCUGGUGGAAGAGAGCCAAAUGGAGAAAGUUUACGAGGUUAUGAAGUACUUGUGCCGUCUCAUUAAGGCCAAACGCGCCAGCAGCUGUGAAUGGCACAUGGCUUACAAUGAGAUCGAGUCGAACGUCCAGGAGAAAGUGCACGAGUCGAUGGAUUGUCACAUCUACUUCACAGAGGCAAUCGAUUGCUACAAGUGUGCCUAAGUGGGGAAUGACCCAAAGUACAAAUGUUCCUUAGCUGUGGUAUUGAGUGCGCCACUUAAGUUAAAUAAUCGACUUGUUAACAAAGUAUUAUUGAUGUUUUUA